This is a messenger RNA of Melanotaenia boesemani (Boeseman's rainbowfish), 1746 nucleotides long. RefSeq names its product sister chromatid cohesion protein PDS5 homolog B-B-like. Gene Ontology annotation, biological process: regulation of DNA-templated transcription. The transcript has 2 exons. The record is from RefSeq and is a predicted model, not a curated record. The coding region runs from base 178 to 1560 and encodes 460 amino acids. Lineage: Eukaryota; Metazoa; Chordata; Actinopteri; Atheriniformes; Melanotaeniidae. Gene Ontology annotation, cellular component: nucleus; chromatin. Gene Ontology annotation, molecular function: DNA binding; transcription coregulator activity.
GCGGAGCUCAGCCGGAACAGAAAAGCUAAGCUGUGGUUUCUUUCAGAACCUACCAAACAUCACGGACGACCGGAAGCGGUCGCAAAUUUGAACAGCCAUCACAGCGACAAUAAACGCGCACUUUCACUUUACGUAAACAGGUGCAGACUAACAGAGUUCCAAGCUGAAGACAACAGUAUGCAGCAGGAACUCACAAUGGCCGAGAAAGAACAAGGACAUACUGUAAGCAAUGAAGGAGAGGCCGUUGGAGAUGUGUCCAACAGUCCAGUUAAAAGGGGAAGGGGGAGGCCGCAAGGUACUAAGAAGCUGAAGGUUUGUGUUACAGACGUUAACAUGACCAAGCUGGUUUCAGCUAAUUCCAAUGGUGAGCCCACGCAGUCCCGCAGAGGAAGAGGGCGUCCAAGACUCUCUGGAACAAAACACACAGGGCAGCAAAGAUCAGGAGAUGACCCCGCCAGCAGCCCAGUGCAAAGUCACAAGGGCAGAGGAAGGCCCAAGGGGUCCAAGAAUCGGAGCACUGAUCGAAACAGUUUAGCAACAGAACAGUCUUCUAAGAGAAGAGGCAGGCCAAAAAAAUCAGUUAAAGCUGAGACGGCUGCUGCUGAAGAUUUACUGAACGGUGGCUCUGAUGCACCAAAAAGAGGGCGUCCAAAAGGAUCGAAGCGCAAGUCAGAAAUGAGUGGAGAGGAAGAGGGCAGCUCCGUAACACCUCGGAAAAGAGGUCGACCAAAGGGUUCUCUCAAUAAGAAAUCCAGGCUGGUGAGCAGCGAAGGAGAAAGAGGUUUGUUACCUCGAAGAGGAAGGGGAAGGCCCACAAAAAGUAUGGAAAAGAGGAGUGUCAGUCUGGGCUCAGAUGGCUCCCAGCAGGUAAAGAGGGGAAGAGGUCGGCCCAAAGGAUCUUUGAACAAGAAACACUCUGUAUAUAGGGGGCGUGGUAAGGUAGGCCGGCCUUCAAAAGUAUCGGGCCUCCCUGGAAGAGGGAGGAAGCGUGGUCGACCACGACAGCAACCAGGCAAAAGGGGAAGACCGAGGAAGUACCCUGUGCCAUCACCUGAGGAGCUUAAGAAGCCAAAAGUAUGGAAGCCGCUGGGAAGGCCGAGGAAAUAUCCACGUGUUGACCCUCCAGUGGGAGCUCUACUGACACCUCGCCGAGGCCGCGGUCGACCCCGCAAGUCAGAUUCUAAGAAAGGCGCUCACCUGCGCAAGAAUUUGCCCGUCUCUCCAUCCACACCACAAAACCUCAGCGUUGAACCUCAGAGAAAAAGGGGCCGUCCCCCAAGCUCAGUAAGAAAUGAAGAUGACGCCCCCCGCAAAAGAGGCCGCCCCAAAGGCUCGGUCAACAAAAACAAAGCCAGAAGUGAAUCGCAGCUCGACAGCACGCUCCCCAACCACUCAAAAGCAGCAAGCGAUUCGGCCGAUGUUGGGAUGGAAAAUGAAGCAGAGCUAGCAGCAAAGAAGAUGGAGCACAGCAUGGAGACGAUACCCAUCAAACACGGAGAGGAGACUGAAGAAACUGUCAUCGUUCAGGAUGUAAGUUUUGAUAUUAGUGACCAGGCUUGAUGAACGAUCCAGUCUGACCCCCCCCCCAAAAAAAGAAGCUGGUGUAGUUAUUGCUGUUAAAACAGAAUAUGUUGUUGUCCAGAAAAUAACAUGUUUUUAACAUUUUGUCAGUUGGCUAGGUUAGAUAUUCAACAGCUCUUCUAUUUUUUCCUGACUAACGUGUUCAUCUUUAUAUAUAUAUAUAUA